This is a messenger RNA of Thamnophis sirtalis, 813 nucleotides long. The record is from RefSeq and is a predicted model, not a curated record. NCBI's taxonomy places the organism in Eukaryota, Metazoa, Chordata, Lepidosauria, Squamata, Natricidae.
GAUAACCCAGAGAAAACGGCAGCCACUGAACGUGGGGAUUUUUAUAUCACCGGAGACAGAGCGGUCAAAGAUGAAGAAGGCUAUUUCUGGUUUGUGGGGCGGGCCGACGACAUCAUCAAUUCCUCUGGAUAUCGCAUCGGGCCUUUCGAAGUCGAGAGCGCUUUGAUGGAGCACCCAGCCGUGGCCGAAUCCGCUGUUGUCAGUAGCCCAGAUCCUAUUAGAGGAGAGGUGGUCAAAGCGUUUAUCAUCUUGUCUCCUGCUUUUCUACCCUGCGAUCCAGAGGCCUUAAUCCAAGAACUCCAGAACCACGUGAAAAAAUCUACAGCUCCAUAUAAAUAUCCCAGGAAGAUAGAAUUUGUCCAAGAACUUCCCAAAACGGCAGGUGGGAAAAUUCAACGGAGUGUCCUGCGGAAACAAGAAUGGAGCAAAGUCAAACAGCAGCUCGACCUUCCCAAAUAAAACCUUCUUCCCCCGUUCUCUGCUGUCCCGUUUUCAUUCAUUCUGUUAUUCCGGGCAAAUUGAUUCCACGCUGGAAGGUUUUAAGGUUUGAAGUUACGACAAAGGGACCACAUAUCUCGUUUUGCAUAUAUCGACAGCGGCGAGGAUAGUAUUUGCAAAACAUUGGAAAAACGAGAACACCUCAUCAGAGGAGGAUAUAAUUGGGAAAAUCUUAGAUGGUGCCAAAAUGGACAGGCUGACUUUAAGAAUAAAAGAUAAAGGGGACACAGAACAUUACUUGAUAUGGAAUAGAUUUUAUGCUUGUCAAUCAGAAAGAUCGGCAGUUUGGCGGUUUGAAUCCCUAACAGAGUGAGC